This is a messenger RNA of Centropristis striata (black sea bass), 3703 nucleotides long. It is a transcript of the gene rhbdl3, whose product is annotated as rhomboid, veinlet-like 3 (Drosophila). Gene Ontology annotation, molecular function: calcium ion binding; serine-type endopeptidase activity. Bases 549 to 1793 code for a protein of 414 amino acids. Gene Ontology annotation, cellular component: membrane. The transcript has 11 exons. NCBI's taxonomy places the organism in Eukaryota, Metazoa, Chordata, Actinopteri, Perciformes, Serranidae. The record is from RefSeq and is a predicted model, not a curated record.
CCUCUGCCCUGGAGGGACGCAUGCGGCUGGAGCAGAGUCCCGGCUGUCUCCUGGAGCUGAACCAACCAUCCUAACGGAGGCGGUCGGUGUGUUCCUCCCCCUCUCGGAGGUUUCCCGACGGCACGCGUCGUUCAGAGCAGACGGCUGUCCCCCAGCGCGCUGCGCCGCCGACCGGCAGAAAGCAGCGUGCCAGAUGGAUCUGCGCUCUGCCGCUGCUGCGUCGCAUCUCUCAAAGUGAGAAGACUCUGCCAACGUGCGUCCCCUGCUUCACAAACUUGGACCGCUGCCUCUGUUCGUGCAAGAUCCAGGGUCCUCUCCAGCUCUGCAAAACCUCUGCUGACUAACGAUGUGGUGGUGGACGCUGGUGUGACACCGCAAAGGGACUUCACAGCCCAGAAGAACUGUUACUAAACUACUUACAAAAUCAACUUUUCCCUCUGUGGAGUGCGCUGGGAAUAACUGGAUUGCUAACGCACAUAGGAAAAAUGGGAUGGUAAAAACUAUGUGGAGUCGUUCCUGAGGACCGUGUCGCUGCUCUCCGCGGGUGCAUGGAGACGAGCAGCCCGAGGAUGACGGGCGUGACCCGGGAGGCGCCUGUGAACUCCUCUCCGGCGGUGGCGUCCAACGCAGAGGGCGAGGAGAUCGAGGUUUUGGAAAGCACCGACGUCCUCCCCUUGGCUCCAGAGGACCAAUGGAAGUCGCUUUUUGACAAGUAUGACCCAGAUAAUUCAGGCUUCAUCAGUACCGAGCGGUUCAGGGACUUGCUGGCGACCCACGGCUCUGAGCUUGACCCCCACAAACUGGAAGUCCUAUUGGCCCUCGCUGAUGGCAAUGCAGACGGAAAGAUCUGCUACCAAGACUUCGUCAACCUGAUGAGUAACAAGCGCUCCAACAGUUUCCGGAGGGCCAUCUUGCAGGGGAGCAGACAGCUUAAAGGCUGCAGUCUCAGGGAUGAGGCAGGCUUGGGGCUUUCUCAGCGGCUGGUCCGGCACGUCGCCUACGAGACGCUACCCCGCGAAGUCGACCGCAAGUGGUACUUCGACAGCUACACCUACUGUCCCCCACCCUGGCUCAUCCUGGCUAUCACCAUUGCGGAGGUAGCCGUUUUCAUGUAUUAUGGGUUCCAGCUGGACCGCCUGGUCCUGCAGGUAUCCAGCCCUUCCUUCCUAAAGAGCCCCUUACCGUAUCACCCCCAGCUGAGAGCCCAGGCCUGGAGGUACCUCAGCUACAUUUUCAUGCACACUGGGAUUGAGCACCUGAGCCUGAACAUGGCCAUGCAGCUGCUGGUGGGAGUCCCUCUAGAAAUGGUCCACGGAGCCCUGCGGAUAGGAUUGGUCUAUGUGUGUGGUGUGCUGGCAGGGUCUCUGGCAGUGUCUGUCACGGAUAUGACAGCUCCAGUGGUCGGCUCAUCCGGUGGAGUGUACGCUCUGGUCUCAGCGCAUUUGGCCAAUGUAGUAAUGAACUGGUCGGGAAUGAAGUGUCAGUUUAAGUUAUUCCGGAUGGCCAUGGCUCUGGUUUGCAUGAGUGUAGAGUUUGGUCGGGCGGUGUGGCUGCGGUUCUAUCCACCUGCCUUUCCUCCGUGCCCCAACCCCAGCUUUGUAGCUCACCUGGGCGGGGUGGUGGUUGGACUUACGCUGGGCGUGGUGGUCCUGCAGAACUACGAGCAGCGACUCCAGGAGCAGUCCCUGUUCUGGAUCUUCUUUUGUGUCUACACCUUAUUUGUGCUCUGCGCUGUCUUCUGGAACAUCUUCGCCUACAGCUUGCUUGAUGUGCGACUGCCCCCACCCCCUUGACUUGCUUAUUAGAGGCAGCCUAGACACUGUAUGCCCUUUUUUUCCUCUCCAUCGGUAGAUGUCUAGCCGCCUGGCUGGAUGAGUCACCCCAGCCCUCAGAUUCUGAGUUUCACCGUGGGGUGAUCAGAGUCGUCUGACAGCCUACAUCCAGCGCUCUGAUGCGGUGGCCCUUACUGUUGGUCUCGUUAUACCUUUUUCAGCCCUCCUGCUCCCCUUUCAGAGUCAAGCCUUCCCAUUGUUUCCGCUUACCUUACAUACAAGCUAACCUCCACCUGUCUUCAUCUCUGCUGGAUGUUUGUCUCGAGAGUGUCAGUCAGUGGGACUUUUAUUGACAACACAAUUACAAAUGAGAAGCCUCGGAUCUUACGCAACAAACAGGAACAGUCUGUGCAUAUGGCUUAACCUUCUCUGCCUCUUCCUCCUCAAUCCAACGGUGCCUUCUCAUGGAGACGUCAGCCUGAUGAAAGUAUUUCUGCACAGUUGCCUCUCGUGUAGGGUGACAGGAGUAAAACCCUGCAGUAUAAACCGUUUUCAGACAGAAGAGUCCCUGAAAUUCCUCUGCUCUGCCUGCGGCCUUAUCAUCAGUGAAUAAAGAAUAAGGUCAUAUGAGAAUUUAGGCUUAGUUGCCGUUUUGUCAUCAUUACAAGCAACUCAUAAGCAGGAGAGGUUGAGAUUUAACAGAUAGCAGGAUAGCUAAACCUCUCAAUGUUUGUAGGGAAAGCAUGGAGUAUAUAGGCUACACAGCAACCUUCAAAACGUUAUUAUGAAUUAACCUUUGAUGGAAGGUGUGGGUUACGAUUCAGUGUUCAGCCUUUGGCACUUGCCCAGAGAAGGAUUCAUUUGUGUUCAGCACUAUUCGAACCUAAAACUUGUGUCUUGAUUUUUUUUUGUGUGUGUGCAAGUAUGUGACAAUUGUACCACUGUGUGUACAUAUUUAAAAAAAAAAUAAAGAAGUAGAAGUGCCAUUCAGACUUUUAAGCUUUUAAAAAUAAUGCCAAAACAUUGCUACAAGCACAGGGGGUUAAAGCACAUCCCCUGACAAGAUUUGCUUUCGUGCAGGCAAAAUUAAUCUAAUUUUGUCUGUAAGGAGUUGGUUGGUUAAAUGUAUCAGAAAAUGUCCAUGAUUUCUAAACAAUCUCUCACUGACCCAGAAAUGCAGUCUUGUCAUUUUGUUGGCAUUUUCAGUGAUUUUUGUGAUUGGUUAAAAAUUGCAAAGAAGUAGCUGAGGUUUAUGUAUUGAUCGGUGAGGUGGUGAGUUAAAGCAAAGUGGGAUUAGACUAAUGAAAACAUUCACCACUGGGGGCAGCAGGCCCAUUCUGAAUACAUCUAAUCUCUUCUCAUUACCAAACGUAGAAGAGCACACAUGCUUGACCUCGACUACAUCCGGGCUGGGGUCGUUUCAUUCUCGUAUCAGGAGGCAAUGGGGGAGAGAAGUAAAUCAAUGCUCCCUCAUUAGUUCCUGUCACAACGUAAAUUGUUAAUUGAUUGAACUGCGAUAGAAAACGACCCCAGACCUGAGCUGUAGGUCUCAAACUGUACUGUACUUUAACCUCAUGUUACACUGGUAACUGCUUCGCACAAACAUUAUUAAAAUGUAAUUAUAUACAGAUUAAUAUUUUAACAUGUAUUUGCUGUUGAUGUUUUUUUACUCUGUGAUAUUGGUAUGCUGUGUAAAUUGUUUGGUCAGUCUGCAUUGUAAUACAUUAGCUACAUCCUGUAUGUAUACUAUUUAAAAAUUGGGACAAGAUGGUCUGGGUUGUAUACAAUAAGGGCUAUGAAACAAACAUGCGUGAGGGGUAAAUCGCUGAUAAUAUUUUAACAUUGUGCAUAUUUUGUAGAUUUGAUAUGUACAUACUGGAGUACAUUAAACAGUUUUAUACAGAAACAAAUGAUGUUUUUCUUUGGAUUUU